Petromyzon marinus (sea lamprey) is the source of this 1300-nucleotide messenger RNA. Its product is annotated as neuropeptide B-like. Lineage: Eukaryota; Metazoa; Chordata; Hyperoartia; Petromyzontiformes; Petromyzontidae. Gene Ontology annotation, biological process: G protein-coupled receptor signaling pathway; feeding behavior. The record is from RefSeq and is a predicted model, not a curated record. Gene Ontology annotation, molecular function: G protein-coupled receptor binding.
CUUACAGCCCUUCGCACCAACCACUGACAGAGAUUAGCACCACCGCCACCAACCACCACCGCCACAAACCACCACCGCACCCACCACGAGCAGACGCUGUCACCACCUCCACCACCACCAAACAGCAGCCGCAUCACCACCACCACCACCACCAACUUACCAUCGGCAUCAUCUCUCGAAACACCAUGAAACCUGCUAGCGCUGCGGCCACCCUCGCGUGCCUGGUGCUGGCCACUCUGGUGGCCGACCCGGCCGAGGCGUGGUACAAACAGGCCACCGGUCCUAGCUACUACUCAGUGGGACGCGCCUCGGGCCUCCUCUCCGGCAUCCGCCGCUCGCCGUUCGCGCGCCGCUCGCUGCCCCCCGCGGACGGCGAAGCCGGAGGCGCGGCGGCGGCGGCGGCGGCGAUGCCCGACGAUGACGAGGAGACGGCGGCGGCGGUGGUGGCGGCUCGGGGCAUCGCGGACGCUGAGGGCGUGGAGCUGGUGCGCAACCUUCUGCCCGUGCUCAUGCAGCAGCAUCCGAAGCGCGUGGGCAGCGCUGGGCGCGGCACGGGCAUCUGCGUGAAGGACGUGACCCCGUACCUGCAGAGCUGCGAGCCCCUGUCCGAGCUCCCGGCCACUCUGCAGUGCAAGGCGGAGGUCUACCUGACCCUCGACUCACGGGACUGCCUCUACCCUUGAGCGCACACACGCGCCAAGACACACGAGCAUACAUACACACGUGCACGUGCAUAUACACACACACAUACACACGCGUCAAACCUGUUCGUCAGAUGAGUCCACACCACCACGCCCCAAGCACUACUCAUCUGUCUCCCCUUUUCUGAGACCCCCUUCCCUCCUAAUCACGUCUCCCUUCCUCCCCAUGUCCCCCGUCUCAUCAUCAUCGUCGUCACCAUCAUCACUGUCAUCAAUACCAAUGCUACCAACGGCACCACCAGCAUUAACGCUAAUUAUACUUUACCGCGAUUAUCACCACAUCAUCACUAGCAUCAUCACUACCAGCACCACCACCAUCAGCAUCCCCAUCACUACCAGCACCACAAACAUGACCAUCGCAAAUCAUCACCACCAUCACAGUCACCAGCAUCAUCACUACCAGCACCACCACCAUCAUCACCAGAUUUCCGAGACAUAGAGUGGCAAAUUGUGAUCAAUACAAAGACACAGGUUCCACCGUAUAGCCUGGACAUACUAUUGAGGCAAGUGCUGUUAGCGAGCACCUAUGAAGGCAGACACGGCACACGAGGGGGUGAGUAUCCUGCACCACGCCCGGCCGCCUGUCUCUCGAGUGGUAC